AUGGUCUGCCUUGGAUAUUGGAUCGCUAAGUUUCAGUGGAAUCAGUUCAAGAAUGCAAGGAAUGCUGCAAAAAUGGGUGCCGUUCUACCUCCACGGAUAAAGGGGAAAUGGAUAGGGAAUAUCGACCUUGUCUUUGACUCCGUGAAUACUUUCGAACGGGGAUAUGUCCUCGAGAACAUAAAAACAUACCUUGACACUUACGGUUGUGACACCGUCAACCUAGGGUUGUUAUGGCAAGACGUCUAUGCAACGAGAAAUCAUCACGUAAUGAAGACCGUGCUCGCAACAGGUUUUGAUAACUUCGAUAGGGGGACAGAGGCGAAGGUGUCGGCGUAUGGUUUGUUUGGAGACGGCAUUUUUGGGUCGGAUGGGACUGAAGCGAAGGCGCACAGAGCAAUGUCACGUCCUUUCUUCGUUCGUGAACGUAUUCGCGAUUUUGAUAAUUUUCAUCGAUACACCGAUAAGGUCCUCUUACAUCUUCGGGCCCGGGCUCAGACAGGGCUGUCCAUCGACGUGCAAGACAUAUUCGGGCGUUUCACCCUUGAUGCCGCGGGCGGAUUUCUGUUUGGAACCGACUCCCUCAAUACUUUGGACUCCCCGCUGCCGAUUCCAGGCAAGGCCGCUCUUGGCAUGAAAGGCUCACGUGCUGAGGGUGAUUAUGGUGGAUUCGUGGGUUCAUUUGAACAGUUGCAAGUCGUGAUGGCUGUCCGGGAUCGAUGGAACUAUUGUUGGGCUGCUAGGGAAUUCUUCAAGGAUCAUUCCGAAGAGCAUAAUGCCGUUAUCGAUGCAUUUGUUGAACCAUUAGUUAUUGGGGCUCUUCAGAAGAAGGCGGCGAGGGGAGAAAAGGAAUGCGGCAUAGAUGAUGGGAACCUUGUUGACCACUUAGCAGAUGCUACGAACGAUGUUAGAUUGAUCCGCUAUGAGCUUAUCAAUAUGCUCCUUGCCGCACGGGACACAACCGCCUCGCUCUUGACCUUUGUCAUGUAUAUGUUUUGCUUAUAUCCCGAUGUCGCUCUCAAGCUUCGGAACGAAGUCCUGGAGCAUAUUCCUGAAGGAUCGCCCACCUUUGAGCAUAUCCGGAAUAUGAGGUAUCUGCGCGCAGUCCUCAAUGAGACUCUUCGCCUGUACCCCCCUGUACCGUAUAGUGCCCGUGCGUCGAAGGUGGCCUCACUUAUACCCGGAGACAGCUACACGGGUGGAAAGCCAAUUUAUGUUCCGCCGGGGGGAACAAGAAUCAACAUGUUCCCUCUCUUCGCGCACCGCCGAGAGGACCUAUGGGGCAAGGAUGCCAAUGAGUUUAACCCCGAGCGUUGGAUUGACAAGGACAAGGUCCAGAAGACGGCGUCGGAUCCUUUCAUGUUUCUGCCCUUCAGUGCGGGCCCCCGAAUCUGUCUUGGCCAAAACUUUGCUUACAAUGAGGCUAGCUUUAUGAUCAUACGUGUUCUUCAAACGUUUGAUACGUUCACGCUACGUCAAAAGGAGGAUGCACCGAUUGGCUCCUGCCCACCGGGAGUCUGGAAGAAUGCCGGAGGAAGGAAAGCUGUGGAGCAGGUGUGGGUUCAAAGUGCCGUGACAAUGUUCUCCAAGGGAGGACUAUGGGUCAAAAUGGGCCUGCCCGUGAACUAA
Molecule: messenger RNA, 1626 nt
Organism: Cantharellus anzutake
Lineage: Eukaryota; Fungi; Basidiomycota; Agaricomycetes; Cantharellales; Hydnaceae
Product: cytochrome P450 monooxygenase CYP63
Exons: 9
Coding region: 1-1626 (541 amino acids)
Molecular function (GO): iron ion binding; oxidoreductase activity, acting on paired donors, with incorporation or reduction of molecular oxygen; heme binding
Source: RefSeq, a predicted model, not a curated record